ACUCCGUCGGAAUCGUCUACGGCCAAUUUGGCCCAUCACUCUGCUAGUCCGUCUCUGUCAAAUAAGAGGCCUUUCUCCGCUGGAGCUGCGCCUCAGGAUGGCGAUGCAGAUGCGACAAUAUCCGGUGCUGCCGCGCUAAAAGAUCAUCUCCGCGAGAGCUUAGGGGCAGCGUCGAGAGGACGUCGCCAAACAGUGCCCGCGCAGCGCGGACGAUCGGAAAACACUCUUGGUCGCCGAAUCACUCGAGCUGCAGCUGACAGUGGACCUGGGAACGCAAAUCCCGGUGGCAGUGAUACCUUUCGCCCGGCAUCGGCGGAGUCUGGGGACGACAUGGGCAACAGUGGCGCCGGACCAUCGCGAUGGGAUCCUCGAAAAGUCCGCUCCAACAACAACCCCGCUUCGUAUGACAGUCGAUUUGCGGCACACGCGAGUCCCAAACAGGACAAACUUCGCCCCAAGCGGCCACGCGAAUCGACGGGAAGUCUGAACAAUGGUCAGAAACCAGCGGGAGGAGUCUCUGCGGUAGCCGGAGGUACUGAAUCACAUGGGAUCUUCCUGCAACCAGAAACUCAUCCUAUAACAGAAGAGCAAUUGAUCAAUGAAGUCCGAGGAAUCUACGCCGGGUUAGUCAUGGUGGAAAAGAAGUGUAUCGAAAUCGACAAGCAACAAUCGGAAUCGAAGAGCGAUCUUUCCUCCAUGCAAUGGCAAGCUUUGAUUGCCCUACACCGGACAUUACUCCACGAGCAUCACGACUUCUUCUUGGCCUCGCAACAUCCCUCGGCCAGCCCAGUGCUGAGACGCCUUUCCGAGAAAUACUCGAUGCCGGCUCGCAUGUGGCGCUACGGGAUUCACUCCUUCCUCGAACUGCUGCGCCAUCGUCUUCCUGAUUCUCUAGAACACAUGCUAACAUUCAUAUAUCUUGCAUACUCUAUGAUGACAUUGCUUUUGGAGAGCGUUCCUGCUUUUGAAGAGACGUGGAUAGAAUGUCUUGGUGAUUUAGCAAGGUAUCGCAUGGCAGUGGAAGAGGCGGACCUGCGAGACCGUGAGGUCUGGGCAGGAGUGGCUAGAUAUUGGUAUAACAAGGCAGCAGAUAAAAACCCUGACGUUGGCAGGAUUCAACACCAUCUCGCGGUUCUGGCUCGACCGGAUAUGGUUCAACAACUCUUCUAUUACACAAAGUCGCUGGUCAGUGUGCACUCGUUUCCUAGCGCGGGAGAAAGUAUUCUUCUUUUGUUCAAUCCAUUCCUGAAUGGAGUCAAAACAUAUCACCAGCACCCAGUAGUGACGAAAUUUGUUGGUGCUCACGGCCAUCUGUUUACCCGAGGACCCACGGAUCAAUUUUUUGCAUUAGCAAAGGAGUAUAUCUCCCAUCUGGAGAAAUACAUCGGUCGAGUUGGUGCCGCUUUCCGAUCACAAGGGGUCUACAUGGCAUCGUGCAAUUUCGCAGCCAUGUUCCAAUACGGACGCACCGAUUCUCUGAUGUCCGCCGAAUUCAAGCAAAAUACGGUGCAGCAGCGGUCACAGCUCAUCGAAGGAGUUUAUUCAUACGCAUCAGAGAACUGGACAUCCGUCGACGACCCGGAGACAGUCAAGGUUGAUUUCCUUGCCCUUAGGAGCUCUCAAAGUACAUCACAACUAAUCUUCUACGGGGCCUGCUUGACUGGUCGAACGUUUUCAGCGAUGUUGGAUGAAGUCGGGGACAAAAAUGUUUACCCGAGUCUGCAUAGUGGUCUGGCGUUUAUUUGGUGUUUAGCUUUGAACCGGACCAGCAUCAGGUUCAUUGAAGCUGUGAUGCCGUGGAGGAAAAUUGCCAAUUUUCUUAAGACAAUGAUUCGUGAUGACACAGAUACCAGGAUAAUGGAAAGUGAGGAUUUCCCCAUUGUUGAGGAAGGGAAGCAAAUGCCCGAGGACUUUCUCAUCCGGGGUCAGAGAUGGAGUCAAAAUUACUACCCUGCAAACUUUUUCGAUGACUCUCCGUCGGAGGAUGAAGGGCGCUCGAUUGAGGUUCCGUCUCUGAAUGUUUCAAGGGCGUAUCGAUGUCUCUGGCUUGGAGCACGGAUUGCCAAAUUCAACCGUUGGUUCACAUAUGAAUCUGCUUCGAAGAGAUUUUCGACAACGCCCUUUGCCUCGGUGCUGGAGGAGUUUUCUGAACAACAUAACCCUUUCUAUACUAAAGAGGUUGAGAUGCAAGACCCAGCCAACACUGACGUGGAAAUGCAAAAUGUUUGA
This is a messenger RNA of Aspergillus wentii DTO 134E9, 2229 nucleotides long. RefSeq lists its product as uncharacterized. Gene Ontology annotation, cellular component: telomerase holoenzyme complex. The transcript is spliced from 2 exons. Lineage: Eukaryota; Fungi; Ascomycota; Eurotiomycetes; Eurotiales; Aspergillaceae. Gene Ontology annotation, biological process: nuclear-transcribed mRNA catabolic process, nonsense-mediated decay. The annotation marks the transcript as partial. Gene Ontology annotation, molecular function: protein binding; telomerase RNA binding; telomeric repeat DNA binding. The record is from RefSeq and is a predicted model, not a curated record.